UUUUGCUCAUUUCUUGCUUGUGCAGAUGUGACUUACAGCACUAGUCUGAACAGCAGUUUUCAAGUAUAAAGCUUGUCAAUAAGUUGACUGGACUUGAGGUUUCCUGGGCUGCGUCAAGGGCUCAGAGGUUAAAUGGGAAGUGGAAGUGAGAAUCACUCUUCACAAGUGUGCUGUCAAGUAUCACAUUCAACUAAAUCCAAGCUGGUGGUGUAGCAUAAGCCUCAGGCUGCUUUUGUCACUUAUCUGACUGUCUUCAGUGCUCUUUUAACUGGCAUCUCUGAAUUAAUCCUACAGUUCCCCCCCCCCCCCAUUGCAUGGGCAAAGCUGCAUGAGUAACACAAUUUGACAAGUGAGCCAUUAUAUUCUGUAAUGUGUUAAAUACCUAUUGACAUUAUUGACUUUGAGCAGGAAAGUGGUUAGGUGCAUAAUCCAGUGUCUGUCUUGAUGGUAGUGAACAUAUUAACACUGAUGUAGGGAGGUGUUUUCAGUACAAUAAGAUAAUGUGCAAAUGUAGGUCAGAACCUUACCAAACAUCCACUUUCUAUCACCUGGGAUGGGCUCCGGAAUAGCUGGGUUGCAGAUUAAUGUACAUGACAUUGUUACAUGCAAAUUCAUAUGUUUCAGGUUAGAAUAGAUUCACGGAAGGUUUUUUGACAACUGAGCAUGACUACAUUCCUUGCAUUAGGAGAUCCAUUGGUUUCAUGACUGAAGGAACGUAAACAUGGGUGUUGGCAAACACUAGUGAUCAAAUUUGACAUCUGAAAAGCAGGAAUAAAUACCUAAUUUCUACUAUGGUGUGUCAGCGCACACACCCCUUGAGCUUCUCUUGUGUUCUGACUAUUGGUCCUUUUGGUCAGUGAAUGUUUCAUUAACGUGCACCGCAUGGCAGCAGCAUUAGUCCAAAUAUGCAGUCAGAAUAAAAGAUUAAUCCCUGCAGAAGAGACUGGGCAAAUAAUCUUGCUGGACAACAAGAAAAUAAUCCACAGGAAACCAUAGUUCUGACUGUUACGGACAUUCGAGUCUACCGUUACUUCACAUGUUGCCUCUCGAUCUGCUUUGUUUCUUGCUUAUGUGACAUAAUAGACCUGCGUUCAGACGGUUACAAAUCCCAGCAGGCACUUUUAGUAACACACCAGCAUGGGGGGCAGGGAGGAGCGGGGUGGGGAGAAGCGGAGUGAUGAAGAGGUCAAAAAGACUCGAAGCUUAAUGCAUUUGGUGAUCAUUUCACAGUCAGAUUGGCAGCAGUAAAGUUGAUGCGCUCUUCUUGGAAAAAGACCGAAAAAACGAGCGGGGGGACAGAAAGAGAGCAGUUGUGCAGGGACUGGCUCCUAGAUAGAAGUAGGAGCGUCGUGUGGACGUGUGGACGGCCGCUGUCGUGAUGCCGGCGCAGAAAACCUAGAGAGGAGUGCGAUCGGGGAACGAGAAGCGAGAUCCCGUUGGCCGCCGUCACGUUCCGCGAGUCCAUGUCUGCAGGAGCGAACGUUUCGCACGGGGGCUCUCCGGCGGCCCCGUCCGCCAUCCCUCCUGCCUUCCUGUCCCACCUCCCCCCCGCUGCCGACGUGGCCGUGGCCGUCUUCCUCAUCAUCUCCGGUUCUCUGUCGGUGGCGGGCAACGGGAUCGUUCUCCUGGUCUUCAGCCGCAAGAGGAGCAAGAUGAGGCCCCCCGAGCUGAUGACUGUUAACCUGGCGAUCUGCGACUUUGGAUACAGCCUGCUGGGUGCUCCGUUCCUCAUUUACUCCAGCGUGUCCCACGCCUGGCAGUUUGGGGAGUCCGGCUGCAUAUGGUACGGGGUGCAAGGCUUUGUGUUCGGGAUCGGCUCCCUUAUCACCACGAGUCUCAUCUCCCUCGAUCGGUGUCUGAAGAUUUGCAGUUUGAGAUACGGUCAGUGGAUAGAGAGAAGGCACAUGGCAAUGGCUGUUGGCUUGGUUUGGCUCUACACCAUAGUCUGGGCGACUCUUCCCGUGUUAGGAUUUGGAAGUUAUGGACCAGAGCCUUUUGGGACCAGCUGUACGAUAAACUGGUGGGGACUGAAGUCCUCUGUCAGUGACAGAUUGUACAUCAGCCUGAUACUGGCCCUGUGCUUUGCACUUCCCACUCUCAUUAUUAUAGCUUCGUAUGUGGCCAUCCUGCUGACGGUGCAUCGCUCUGGUCGCUCUCUGGCAGCAAUUCCAUCCUCUGCUGUCACUCAGUCCAACAAAGAUCUGCGACUCACAAAGAUUGCAGCUGUCGUUUGCUCUACCUUCCUCUUAGCCUGGACGCCAUAUGCCAUUGUGUCUCUCUACUCUGCGCUUGUCUUGCGGGAUGAGCAUGGAGUGGAUGAAGGGAUACAGGAGGCCAAAGCUCAGGCAGGAUUGGGAGCACUGGCAGAAACAUCGACAGGAAUUACAGACUUCCUCAACCUCCCUGCUUUCUUCAACUGGAGCUCUGCAGAUAGCAGCAAGACUGCUCACAGUUCAGGAUCAGGGAGCCAUGGUCAUCACUAUGUGUCUGGUUUACCCCCUGAGGUUACAGUAAUACCUGCCAUUUUUGCCAAGUCUCACUGUAUGAUCAACCCAGUCAUAUACCAGGUCAUGAAUAAGGAGUUCCGGGAGGAUGUGUACUACAUGUUCUGUGGCGGAGGAAGAAACGAGGGCAAAAGAAGAGGAAGAGGAAGGGAUGACAGCUGUUUAUACGGCAACCGUGGCAGCAUCAGUCUCUCCUAUUGUCACAGCUGGAGGGGGAGGAGCACGAAAACGGUGUCGUCAGUGGUCGAACAGGUGAGCGCUAUGGAGAAGGACGCAGAGGAGGGAAAAGCACCAGAAGGAUUCUGGCAGGACAGUGUGUCUGCGGGGUGGCCUUCACUGAAUAACACCAGCAUCAACACCCAAGUUAAUCUGCAUCAAGAGCAAGACGGCGAUGGAGUCCAGCAGUUUGCUCAACUGUGAUGAGUAGAAGAAGAGACCAGUC
Scleropages formosus (Asian bonytongue) is the source of this 2946-nucleotide messenger RNA. It is a transcript of the gene opn9, whose product is annotated as opsin 9. Gene Ontology annotation, molecular function: G protein-coupled receptor activity. The coding region runs from base 1464 to 2924 and encodes 486 amino acids. Gene Ontology annotation, cellular component: membrane. Gene Ontology annotation, biological process: G protein-coupled receptor signaling pathway. The record is from RefSeq and is a predicted model, not a curated record. The transcript has 9 exons. NCBI's taxonomy places the organism in Eukaryota, Metazoa, Chordata, Actinopteri, Osteoglossiformes, Osteoglossidae.